UGCAAAACCAAUCCCCAGUGUCACGAUAAAGAUUCAUGCUCAAAGGCUGUAAACGCCGAGCAUAGGCCUGAAUUUUGCAGCCCUUCACCGGGAAAUGGUGUGACGUCUCCAAUCUCCACAUCAGUGAAAAAAUCUUGAGAGGGACGUUAGACAAUACAAUCAAUCUAUCUAUUGUUAGUUGCACUUUCUGGUAGAGAUUGCCACAGUGGUCUUCCAUAAAAGCGUCUUAGUGAACGAGAUUUUCUUUCUCCAGUGGAGAAAGCAUUCAUAAUUUUAUUCUUCAAAAUUUUAAGACAGCAGAGUAAUAUUUUAAAACAACGAUGAGCUCCAAAACGGAGGAUAACAUAUUACCAAAGGAGAAAGAACCCACACAAACGCGUGAAAAGGAAGAGAAAGCAGAUCCCAAAAAUGUACAUUCAGCUAAUGAUUGGGAAAGUGUAGAUCUUGGAGAUGACGAGAGGAAGAAGAAAUUUUUACGCUUGAUGGGUGCAGGAAAAAAAGACCAUCAUGGCAAAAUAAUCAUUGGAGACCACGAAGCUGUACAUGCCAGAACAAGAGGUGAGACUGAGCAUGUGGAUGAUGUUUUAGAGGAACAGUUUAAACAAGGUCUGGAACACAAGAUGGCUGGUGGGUUCAAAGGUCAUUUAGGGCUUGGAUUUCACAAGGAUGAAAAAAAUGAGGGUGAGCAAAUUAAAGAGGAGAGUGCAGCUGAUAAAAAGGAGGAUAAAGCUGAGCAGGACAGUUUACCGGAAAAAACGAGGAAAGAGUCCGAGGGCAGUGAUAAUUCCAAGGAGGUGGCACAGAAGCAUAAACAAGAUACUGAUGAAGAAGAAGAAGAUGAAAGUGUAAAAAAGAAAAUGAAAAUGAAUUUUGUGAAGGCUAGUUCAUGAAUUCCAAAAAAAAAAAAAAUAAAAAUAAAAAGAAAGAAAGGAAAAGACAUGUGAAUGAAAUUAAGUACUUUGUUACCUCAUUCAUGUUAAAGAAUUCAUCUUUGUUAAGAAUAAAUGAAGUGAAUUAAUUGUUAGUUGAAUGAAAGAAUUUGAAAUAUGUUUCAGUAAUAUGAUUAUUACUGUAUGUGUCAAGAGUUUUUUUUUGUUUUAACCCAAAACCAUGAUUCAUGAAUAUUCAUCAUAUGAAGAUUCUCUCACCUUUGCAUUGAAUAUUUUCAAUAUCUUGUGGCAAUAAAGCUCAGCAUCUGA
Ostrea edulis (European flat oyster) is the source of this 1199-nucleotide messenger RNA. Its product is annotated as small acidic protein-like. The record is from RefSeq and is a predicted model, not a curated record. NCBI's taxonomy places the organism in Eukaryota, Metazoa, Mollusca, Bivalvia, Ostreida, Ostreidae. The transcript is spliced from 4 exons. The coding region runs from base 321 to 890 and encodes 189 amino acids.